Fukomys damarensis (Damara mole-rat) is the source of this 1668-nucleotide messenger RNA. RefSeq names its product acetylserotonin O-methyltransferase like (gene Asmtl). The transcript has 10 exons. The record is from RefSeq and is a predicted model, not a curated record. Gene Ontology annotation, molecular function: nucleoside triphosphate diphosphatase activity; O-methyltransferase activity. Lineage: Eukaryota; Metazoa; Chordata; Mammalia; Rodentia; Bathyergidae. The annotation marks the transcript as partial.
AUGAGGGAGUGGCUGAUGUGUUACUAUGGCUACGAACUACGCAGCAGCGUCUCGCUGGCUUACGCAGGACUCUCCUUCCGGUGCAGUCCGCGCAGACUUCCGGUCCAGGCCUGCGGAAAGCGGGCGAGGGGUUGCAGCCUCCCUGCCUGCACCCAGAUCCCUCACGCCUUCCUUCCGCUCCAGGGCCUCAGAUUCGAGGUGGUUCCGUCCCGCUUCAAGGAGAAGCUGAGCAAAUCGUCCUUCCCCAGCCCCUACGCGUACGCCAUGGAGACGGCCAAGCAGAAGGCUCUGGAGGUGGCCACCCGGCUGCACCAGAAGGAUCUGCGCAUCCCUGACAUGGUCAUCGGGGCCGACACGAUCGUGGUGAGUCCCCCCCCCCCGGGCUUCCGCACGUACAGGUCGCGUGGCCCCGACGUCCAGGACCGGGCUGUCUGCGUCCCUGCCGUCGGUCGCCUCCUAGUUCAGGGCCUGGUCAGUGAAAAAUGUGUUUUCUGCUGUGCGUGGUGGCGCACGCCUGUCAUCCUGGCACUCAGGAGGCUGAGGCAGGAGCGUCACUGUGAGCUCCGGGCCAGCCUGAGAGAGCCUGACCGCAUCCAAGGGUCCUGCUUGCUCACUGAUUUCGGGGCGUCCCUUGAACUUGAGGCGCAGCUGUGCAGAUGCCAGGAACGUAGGCGGCCUGUGACCUUCCUCUGGAUCUCUGUACUUACAGACGGCGAGCUAGAAACGGAAGUCUCAGAGUUCUACGAGGAGACGCAGGUGAAGUUCUCGGAGCUGUCAGAGGAGCUGCUGUGGGAGUACAUCCACAGUGGGGAGCCCAUGGACACCCAGCCUGCGUCCCCAGCCGGCCUCUUGCAGCUGGUCCACGGCUUCGAGGUAUUUCCAGGUUCCGGGGAGCAGGCCAGGCUGGGGAGGGAGGCCGGGAGGCUGCUGGUGCAGUGGCAGCCUGUGUGCACCCGAGGAGGCAUCGCCAGCUGCCCUGGCACAGGAAGAGAAAAGACACAGACACAGAGCCGGAGCAAGAGCUCCCGACAGAGUGAGAGGGCGGUGCCCAGGUCUCAGCUCUGGGCCGAGACUGCAGGCUGCCCGCUGCUCAUUCCCCGCCUCAUAACUGCUCUGUCCCAGCCCCGGCAGCCCCAGCUGCAGCUCCUCCGGGCCGUGCAUGGGCUGGCCCAGCUGACCGCACACGAGGUGGCCAGGGCCAUGGACCUCUCUCGAUUCACUUCUGCCUGUCACCUGGGAGGCGGCACAGGCGCCCUCGCGCACGAGCUGGCCCGGGAGUACCCAGGGCUCCAGGUGACCGUGUUUGACCUCCCCGACGUCAUCGAACACGCCUCCUUGUUUCGGCCCCACGGAGCAGAGAGGGCACACGUCAGCUUUGUGCCUGGUGACAUCCUCCGGGACCCACUCCCCGCAGCCGAGCUCUACAUCCUGGCUCCGCUACCGCCCGCCCAGCCGGGCCACACCUCACACGGGCUCCUGCAGAGGGUGGCGGCUGCCUGCAGGCCGGGGUGUGGCCUGUUGGUGGCUGAUGCCUUCUGCACAGAAGAAGAGGAAGAGGAGGCGGCGGAGGAGCUGGAGGAGGAGGAAGAGGCCGAGGAGGAGGCGGCGGCAGGCAGGGCCCGGGCUGGCCUGGCACGCGUGCUGGACCAGCUGCUGUGGCCCCAGGCU